Pneumocystis murina B123 is the source of this 1358-nucleotide messenger RNA. RefSeq lists its product as hypothetical. Gene Ontology annotation, biological process: regulation of DNA-templated transcription; nucleotide-excision repair. The record is from RefSeq and is a predicted model, not a curated record. Gene Ontology annotation, cellular component: transcription factor TFIIH holo complex; transcription factor TFIIH core complex. The coding region runs from base 20 to 979 and encodes 319 amino acids. Lineage: Eukaryota; Fungi; Ascomycota; Pneumocystomycetes; Pneumocystales; Pneumocystaceae. The transcript is spliced from 5 exons.
UUUACUUAAAUGUAAAAGGAUGGAUGGGUUUAAAACAUUAAGAAAUAAUCAUCCUUAUGAAGGUAUUUAUGAAGAUGAAAAAUCUAAUCUUUUGGUGGUAAUUCUUGAUACAAAUCCUUUUGGAUGGGAGGAACUGUCAGAAUAUAUAUCUUUUGAUAGUGCAAUUAGGGAAUUACUUGUAUUUUUCAACGCACAUCUUUCAUUAAAUCAAAGCAAUGAUCUUGCUGUUCUUGCGUCUCAUAUAGAUUUUGUAGAAUAUUUAUAUCCUUCGGUUGAAGAAUUGUCUGAAGAAAAUAAAGAAAUAUCAGAGAAUGAAGAAGAAUCUAACAAAAGGCCUAAUUUAUACUGGCCUUUUUAUUUUAUGAAUAAACAAAUUAAAGAAAAUUUGAAAAAAUUAAUUGAUCGAAGUAAUAAACAAGAAGAUGGAUAUAUAACAUCUACGAUGCUAGGAGGAUCUUUAUGUAUGGCGCUGGCAUAUGUGAAUCGUUUUAUGCAAAAUAUUGAAGAAAAUAAAUUAAAAGCAAGAAUUUUUAUCAUAUCGGUGUCUAGUGAUAUUGCAUUUCAAUAUAUUCCUAUUAUGAAUUGUACUUUUAGUGCUCAAAAAAAAAAAAUUCCAAUUGAUGUAUGUAAAAUUGGAAAAGAUUCAGUGUUUUUGCAACAAGCAUCGGAUGCUACUAAAGGUAUUUAUCUUCAUCUUGAUAAACCUAAAAGCCUUUUACAGUAUUUAAUGAUGAUUUUUCUUCCAGAUCAAAAAGUUCGUCAACACCUUGUUUUACCUUUUCAACUUAAUGUAGAUUUCAGAGCAGCCUGUUUUUGUCACAAAAAAAUUGUAGAUAUAGGAUAUGUUUGUUCUGUAUGCUUAUCAAUUUUUUGUAUAAAAUAUCCAAAAUGUUUAAUAUGUGAUACUAUAUUUGACACAAAUAUGUCACAAAAAAAUAUUGAAAACCCUCCAUCUAAUACUUUUGAAACAUAUAUCUAGUUUAAAAUAUUAUACAAACGAUCUAGAGUUUCCAGAAUAAACGAAUGAAUUAGGUGAUUUUUCAUUUUCUGAAAUUUCUGCUUUGGAUUUAGUGUCGUUGGAAAACAUAUAUCCAACACCCUUUCAAUAGUAAAUAAAUUUAACAACAAUAUAUGUAAUAAACCAUCGAUGGUGUACAAUGGGCAAAAAGAAAGUCUAUUAUAUACGUAUUUUCUAAUGACUCAAUUUUUACGACAACUAAACCAGCAAAAGGAGUAUGUCCUCGAAUUGUUCGUGACGCUUUAUGUCAUUAAAAAUCAAAUUAUAUAAACAGACAAUAAUCAUUUACAUAGAAAAUCAUUUUUGAUGCAAUUUUUUACUGAUUUUAAUAAAUCUUCUC